Erythranthe guttata (spotted monkey flower) is the source of this 2483-nucleotide messenger RNA. The record is from RefSeq and is a predicted model, not a curated record. Lineage: Eukaryota; Viridiplantae; Streptophyta; Magnoliopsida; Lamiales; Phrymaceae.
AAGCAUCACCCGGAAGGCAAAGAAAAGAUUCAUUUUUUUUGGUACAAUUUUUUUUUUUUGGCCAAAAAAAUAAACUUUAUUGCAAUUUAAGGACGAGGGGCCUCAAAAAAAGAUGAAAUCAUCUUGCUCUUCAAGUUCUUGAAAUUAAAAAAAAAAAAAAAAAAAGACACCUUUUACUGUGUGUGUUUGUUAAUUGUGAAACGGUUGGAGAUAUGAAAGGAGGAAAAGCAGGAUAACGGGCAGCCGGCUGGGCCAGCCGGCUUCUGAAUGUUGCUUUCGAGAGCUUGCUUAAGAAAAUGGGGAAAAAAAAAAAAAAAAAAAAGCAUCACAAUCCCCUCUCUUUGCGGUCAAUUCCUUACAAGAAUGGACUCUCAAAUUCCUGGAAUUAUUAUUGUUUAUUGUCUCUCUCUCCUACACAAAUACACACAUACUAAACCCCAUAACAACUCCCCUGCUUUCUUUAUUUAAAACCCCCUCUCUCAGUUGUGUUUGUUAUUCCUUGGCAAAAGUCAUUUGUUUGUUGCAAUAGUAUAACUAAUGAUGACAAGCAGCAAAAGAGAAACUCCCGGUAAAAUGUAUGCCGUCGAAGAAGAUGUCUCUCUUCUUUCUCAUUCGGACCCUUUUGUCUUGGAGCUCAACAGAUUGCAGAAUCAACUCAAAGAGGGGGAGAGGGAACUUCUGAAGGCUCAAACCGAAAUUCGGGCAUUGAGGGCAACUGAAGUCCUCAAGGAUAAAGCUGUCGAAGAGCUUGGAAGUGAAGUUGAAAGGUUGGAAGAGAAGCUAAGAUGCAGCGAAACCUACCUCGAACAAAAGAAUCUUGACAUCAAGAAACUCACAGACGAGAAGAAGGAAGCAUUGGCUGCACAAUAUGCAGCUGAAUUGACUCUGAGAAGGGUAUAUGCCGAUCAAAAAGAUGACGAUUAUGUUCCCAUUGAACUAAUCAUUGCUCCUCUAGAGGCAGAACUUAGGAUGCGUAAGAACGAGGUUGCAGCACUACAAGAGGAUAAAAGAGCGCUCGAACGUCUUACAAAAUCUAAAGAAUCGGCUUUGCUAGAAGCUGAGAGAAUAUUGACAAGUGCCCUCGAAAGAGCUCUAAUUGUAGAGGAAGUUCAAAAUCAAAACUUUGAGCUUAGGAGGCAAAUCGAGAUAUGCCAGGAGGAGAAUAAAAUACUCGAAAAGACAAACAGGCAGAAAGUUUUAGAGAUUGAAAAGCUUAGCCAGACCAUCAUCGAUCUCGAGGAGGCUAUACUUGCUGGAGGAGCAACAGCCAAUACUAUUCGUGAUUAUAAACGACAGAUUUCGGAACUAAAUGAGGAGAAACGGACGCUUGAACGGGAACUAGCAAGAAUCAAAGUUUCGGCAAAUAGAAUCGCAACGGUGGUGGCUAACGAGUGGAAGGAUGACAAGGACAAAGUUAUGCCGGUCAAGCAAUGGCUAGAAGAGAGAAGGGUAUUGCAGGCUGAGAUGCAGAAAUUGAAAGACAAAUUAGCAAUCUCGGAGAGAGCUGCCAAGGCAGAAGCACAAGUCAAGGAGAAGUUGAAGUUGAGGCUGAAGACGGUCGAAGAAGGGUUAAAGAAUGCGCCUACUAGUUUCUAUGUGAAUACUAACGGAUCCCCUAAGAACGAAAAAUCGAGCAAUUUUUUUGGGAUUCUAUCGAGUAAUACAAGAAUGGCUAAGAGAUCUACAUCACAACCUAGGGCAUCCAUGCAGAUGACCGAUGGAAAUCAAAUUUCGGAGAUGAAGCCAAUCGACUGUCUGAAAAAGAAGAAUAGUUCCGGAGAAAGUUUGUUGAAAAAGAGUUUAUGGGCUUCUCGGAAUAAGGUCGUCGACAGCAGCGGAAAGGAAAAUGCAGAGACGAAUAAAAACGACACGGUCAAAAUUGAAGCACGCGGCGUUGAGGAAGUUAGAGAAACGGGAUACAUUAAAGAGAUGAAAGGUUUGGAGAUAGGUGAUACUGAAACCGAAGAUAUGGUGUCGGGUUUUCUGUACGACAGGCUUCAGAAAGAAGUCAUACAUUUGAGGAAGUCGUGUGACUUGAAAGAGAGCACAUUGAAUUCUAAACAUGAUGAAAUCAAGAUGCUUAUGAAAAAGAUCGAUACGCUGACUAGAGCCGUAGAAGUGGAAUCCAAGAAAAUGAAGAGAGAAGCAGCGAUACGGGACAAGGAUUCGACGGUAGUAAAGGUGGACGAGAAGAUAAGAAACACAAACUCAACCAAAAGGUCCGUAAUAAAUACCUCUUGAAGAUACAUUUGCUGUGAAUAAUAAUGUGGAGAUGUUCAAGAAGUCGCCGGAGCAAUAGAACAACAGUAUCUUAUGAUUCUUACAAUGUAAAUACUACAGCCCAUUUCGAUGUUGCUAUAGAUAUUAUGUCCGAAUUGUGAGUGAAGAAUACGAAUAGCGUGAUUUUUAUUUUUUUCCGUAUUUAGAUUACUGUAUAAACAAUUUGCUGAAAAUGUUAUUCAAUAAAAUAUUUGUUUAUUUUA